Molecule: messenger RNA, 2754 nt
Organism: Rhizoctonia solani
Lineage: Eukaryota; Fungi; Basidiomycota; Agaricomycetes; Cantharellales; Ceratobasidiaceae
Exons: 6
Coding region: 1-2754 (917 amino acids)
Source: RefSeq, a predicted model, not a curated record
AUGUAUCAGACAGUAAUACUGGCGCUCGCCUCACUCUUUACGGCGGCCCGAACCACACUCGCUCAACAGACGUCAUUGCAGUGCCAUGAUCCAGUAAUGACGAGAUGGAUGCUCAACUCGGCUGGAGAGACUCCGUGUCAGGUAUUGCAGGAUGUAAUGCAGAUAUGCAACCCUUCGUAUGCUGUCGACUGGCUCACACCUUCCUAUUCGUGCGACAAUUCGCCCACUGCAAUGACCGCUGCAUGUUGUUGCGGAAGCCCUACGUUUGCGCUGUUUAGUGCGUGCUGGUCAUGCCAGUAUAACUAUACAAUGGAUGUUGUAUCUACAACCUUUACCUCAUUUGAGAAAGACUGUUCAUCCCUACCGACACCCUUGACUGACUACGACCCAAUCAUUCGAUCCCGCACCGACCAAGUAAACAUCCCACUGUGGGCUCAUAUGGUCCCAUCUGCCGGAAGGUGGGAUCUCACGGCUGCCUUCAGGAAUGCAACGCCUGAUAUCCCCACAGCUGCUCCCCCGGUUCCGACAAACUAUCCAAUACCAAAUGCCAACACCUUAUCCUCUGCAGCCAUCAUCGGCAUUAUUGUUGGUUCGGUCUUCGGAACUUCCCUUAUGUUUAUCCUCGCAGCGCUAGUUUUAUGGGGAACAAUUGGGCCAGGUUGUCGCCGGAACCGUAGACAGAACGAUGAUAUUCGCGUUGGAGAGCAAAUGGGUUACCUUGACGGAGAGUACAUCUAUGUUCGGCCGGAAGCCCUUCAGGACAGUGUUGGACCCAUGGCGGCCGUCGGUACACGUUACGACGAGCCCGAACUCGGCGGUGUAUCUGAUUAUUCCGGUCGCGGUCAAUCCGAAUACGAGGACGAUACGUUUGGCGCUCUGCGUCCUUUGCGCUCCCAGUCCCGCACCGACUCACGGACCUUGUCUUAUAGUGCACCUCGGACUCCGUCGUACAUCGAAUCACCCGACAUAUACUCCCCCGGUCGCCAUGCAAGCCAAGACGGUCGGUACACCGGGUUCCACCCUGGUGAAAGCCCCUUGGUCCGCGAUGACCCGAGGUAUAGAUCCAGUCGAGAUGGAUACGGAUUCGAGGAACGAUCACGACGGCCAGUUUCAGGAAACUAUAGCCAGCAUAGACCAAGUGUGGACCGUCGACAGAGUAGGGAACGACCUCAGAGCGGACACUUUGUUUCACGGCCCUUAUCCGGUCAAUUCAACGCCCGUCCUCGAUCCGGCCAGUUUGGCUCUCGUCCUGCGUCUGGUCAGUUCGACUUUUACCAGGUGCCCGUAGAUUUCGACACCCCACCUCGCCCCCGUCCUGGCUCUCGUCCCGGUUCUCGCCCUGCAUCUGGACAGUUUGCAGCCCGCCCUCGUUCUGGCCAGUUCGACUUUUACCAGGUACCUGUUGACUUUGAUGCGCCUCCCGUUCAGUCUGGCUCUCGUCCUGUAUCUGGUCAAUUCUCAAUACGUCCUCGCCCCUCUACUGAGCGCAAGCGGAUGAGCGUUCGUUCCGGACCUCGCCAUGCUUCGAUGGAUUCAACAAGAAGGAGUGGAGAUGGACGGAGGUUUGUAAAAAUUGCAGAGGGUGGAAGGGGUAGUAUGGACGGUGGCCGGUUUAGCUUGGAUAGGGGGGAGGGAGAUAGGCGUAGUCGAGAGGAGCCGAGAUUCAGCAAGGCCGAUGGAUGGGGUCGUCGUAGUGGUGAUCCAGGUCAUCGUAGCCGGGACUUGUACCGAAAAGCGAGCCUCAGUGAAGGUGACGAGGACCGGGAGCAGCAGCAGGGGAACGAAGGGGACGAAGAAGAAAGUGUCGAUGUGCCUCCUCGACCUUCAGGGGUUACCACCUCGAGUGCUGGAGAACCCCCACAUCAUUCUGAGGCCACUGCCUCUGGCGUCAGUCGAGGCCCUCACCAACAGCAUCUCCGACAGCGAUCUCAGUCGGCUCGCCUGUCUUGCGAUAUUGAUAUGGUUAUCCAGGACUAUGAUGAUGCCGACUCGUCUCCCAUGCCUCUGACGACGACAACCAGCUCGGGGCCACCCACAUCUGUCCCGAGCGGCAUGCCAAGCAAGCCUCCUCGUUCUCCACUUCGAGUAGCGAAUCCAGCGCAAUCGGAUUCGGACAGGGAUAACCGUCCCAAUUCUACACUCCGCCCCCAGACGAGUUUGCUCGCUCGUGCACGCGGUCUACUUAGCGCUCGCUCGAGUCGAUCUAACAUAUCGGGGAAUCGCUCCAGUGCUCGAUCUAGUAGCGUCGAUGUUGCACCCGUCCCACCUUCUGCAUGGCAACAACGUCUCCCCAAUCUGCUUUCGCGCAACCGGUCGGGGUCCACAGUCAUGACGCGAGGAAGGUCAGAGGAUUCAGCUCAAGGAUCGGACGUCACUUCUGUUUAUUUCUCUGCGCAUGGACAUUCAGCUCCUACGCCUGUUCAGACACCCGGGGCCAACGAUGCAGGAGCCAGCGGGGAAAGGCGUGAACCUCGGACAGAUUCAGGGAGCUAUCAGCAAGAAGUAGACGCGGGCGUUCAGCUCAUAGUCGAGACUUCGCCCACCCCCACUUCAUCCGAAGAGGAUGGACCCAGUCCUCCUGCGUAUCCUGCGAACGCACCAGAAGUGUACACUGGGUGCACCCUCUUCAUACUGAAGCUCACAUUUCCGAAACUCUCCCCCUUCCUCCUCCCGACACUCACCUACGUGUGGCGCCCAACCCAAACCGUCUCAGCACACUUACUCAAGAUACGUCCACUUCCGGGGAUGGGAUAG